This is a messenger RNA of Schistosoma intercalatum, 446 nucleotides long. The record is from the annotation of a GenBank genome assembly. NCBI's taxonomy places the organism in Eukaryota, Metazoa, Platyhelminthes, Trematoda, Strigeidida, Schistosomatidae.
UGUACAUUGGCAGCGUCCUUUGGCGGUUGACGAACCAGUUUAACGAGUUAGCUUGCCCACGCUUUGUAAACAUGCCACCAAAGCAAGCUUCGAAAGGUGGAAAGAAAGAACCGUCGAAGAAGCCUAUGAAACCUAAAGAGGGUGGUGGGAAAGCAAAGAAGAAAAAAUGGUCUAAAGGAAAAGUUCGGGAUAAACUUGCUAAUAUGGUGUUGUUCGAUCCCGCUACUUUUGAAAAGCUACUGAAAGAAGUCCCACAGUACAAGGUAAUAACACCUUCUGUUGUGUCAGAACGGCUGAAAAUUCGGGCGUCACUGGCACGUCAUGCUCUCGAGGAGCUGUGGCGACGAGGUUCCAUAAAAAUGGUCUGCAAGCACAAUUCACAACAAAUAUACACAAGAACAACAAAGACCGAUUAGUUGUACAAAUAUAUGUGUUUGGUACUCUGA